Molecule: messenger RNA, 804 nt
Organism: Apiotrichum porosum
Lineage: Eukaryota; Fungi; Basidiomycota; Tremellomycetes; Trichosporonales; Trichosporonaceae
Exons: 3
Coding region: 1-804 (267 amino acids)
Source: RefSeq, a predicted model, not a curated record
AUGCUGUUUCCAGACAGCAUCACACGCUUCCCUCGCACAGACUGGAAGCACGUCCCUUUCUCAUGCCCUCCCAUACCUCGGGGCAUGCUGGACGCGAAGGCUCGCUGGGCAGCAUGCACCGCAAGCAAACGAUGGCAAGCCGCAUUCGACGACGACAACGACGGCCACUUGACAACUGGCACCCCCGGCCAACUCGACGCCGUAGACUUUGCCGUCGCUGUCUUUGGUGUGGCGUAUCGCAUGAAAGACUACAUGCGUGUCAUUUCAAGGCAUCGUAAAAGUACAAUUGCCUCUGGCGAGGGAUGGAGAGCCAUCACGGACCUUGUCAUUCAGACGGCGUACGACAUUGCCUGCACGUCGGUAUCGAAUCGUUUCCAAAACUUUACGCUGCCCGAACUCGACUAUGUGCGCAAGUUUGCGAGGGGCGCCAUGGACAGUGUCUGGGACGAAGGCAUCGACUCGUUGGGUACGCUGCAACGCACUGAAUACGACGAGGACUUGUUUACCGACCGCUACAUGCCAGAUCCAGUGUCGAUUCCUCUGCGUGCGUUCACGGUCGUCAAUCAUGAGCUCGACCACGACCCAGAGGCAGAGGACAAGAAGCGGGUCCUGCUUGUCGAUGCCUGCGGCGACGUUGUUUGCGGAUAUCGUGGUAAAGACCUUCCAGACGAGUAUCGCAAAGUCGUCCAUCCCUGGGACCAUACGUCACCGCCGGGUACGCCUUCCCAGAGCACAACGUCGUCACCAACAUCGUCUACACCAUCCUGUGACAACCAACACCCAACAGACGUCAGCUUGCACUGA